Cylicostephanus goldi is the source of this 671-nucleotide messenger RNA. The record is from the annotation of a GenBank genome assembly. Lineage: Eukaryota; Metazoa; Nematoda; Chromadorea; Rhabditida; Strongylidae.
AUGCAAGCUUUUUGCCAUCCAGAACUUUCACGUUCCAACGUCACCGAAGAAUUUGCUCUUCAAAUGACACAUAUGAGAAGUACUUUCACAAUACUGCAGAUAAUCUUUUGCGUGAUCGGCAUAACGGGUAACAUUCUGAACUUGCGUACAUUGGCAAGCCCAUCACUGCAAACUGUACCAUUCAUGUAUAUUCGCUCUUUAGCAUAUUUUGAUCUGAUCUCAUUGUCAGCUAUACUGGUACAUUUCAUGCUUGAAAGAACUACCAAACACUACAUUCUUGUAGUGUACUCGAACUAUGUAGAGGCGCCAUUUAUAAAUACGUUCCUAGUCGCAGGCCUCUAUUGUGCUUUCAUGCUUACGGUGGAAAGGAACAAAACUACUAUCAAAUUGAGUAAUGAUGGCUCGUAUCAUAUUGCAAAUAAUGUGGAUUUACUCUGCAGGGAACCUCACUGGACAAUUUAUAACUACUAUAAAUUGAUCCGAGAAUGCUUACGAUUCUUUUUCGUUGCUCUGAUGACUUUGCUGAACGUAAUCAUUGCUCGUAAGCUCCAAUUGAAUAAUAUUCGCCGACGUCGUUUGGUAAGACGUUCAGUUCCCUGUGACGUUGGCUCUCCAGAUCAUCUUAGUGUAAAAAGGCCGAACAGCCCGGAAAUUAGCUUCAACAGGUAAGA